Molecule: messenger RNA, 3485 nt
Organism: Sapajus apella (tufted capuchin)
Lineage: Eukaryota; Metazoa; Chordata; Mammalia; Primates; Cebidae
Gene: AFG2A
Product: spermatogenesis associated 5
Exons: 15
Coding region: 78-2531 (817 amino acids)
Cellular component (GO): cytoplasm
Molecular function (GO): ATP hydrolysis activity; ATP binding
Source: RefSeq, a predicted model, not a curated record
CCGGAAGUUUUUCUCUUGGUUGAAGCGCGCACCUUGAGUCGGCUUUGCUACUUCUUCCUAUAGGCUUUCUGCUGAUCAUGUCCUCCAAGAAGAACAGAAAGCGGCUGAACCAAAGCGCGGAAAAUGGUUCGCCCUUGCCGUCUGCUGCUUCCUCUUGUGCGGGGGCACGGACUCCUUCUGCUGGGUCAGACUUCGUGGCGGCCGCCGGGACUCUGACAGUGACCAACUUCUUAGAAAAGGUAGAUGACAAAAUUCCUAAAACAUUCCAGAAUUCCCUUAUUCAUCUUGGACUCAACACUAUGAAGUCUGCAAAUAUAUGUAUAGGUCGACCAGUGUUGCUUACUAGUUUGAAUGGAAAGCAAGAGGUCUAUACAGCCUGGCCUAUCGCAGGAUUUCCUGGAGGCAAGGUUGGCCUGAAUGAAGUGGCACAGAAGAAUGUGGGUGUGAGGCCUGGUGAUGCCAUCCAGGUCCAGCCUCUUGUGGGUGCUGUGCUACAGGCUGAGGAAAUGGAUGUGGCACUGAGUGACAAAGAUAUGGAAAUUAAUGAAGAAGAACUGACUGAUUGUAUCCUGAGAAAACUAGAUGGCAAGAUUAUUUUACCAGGCAACUUUCUGUAUUGUACAUUUUAUGGACGACCAUGCAAGUUGCAAGUAUUGCGAGUGAAAGGGGCAGAUGGCAUGAUAUUGGGAGGGCCUCAGAAUGACACCGAUGCCCAAAGAAUGGCCUUUGAACAGUCCAGCAUGGAAACCAGUAGCCUGGAGUUAUCCUUACAGCUAAGCCAGUUAGAUCUGGAGGAGACCCGGAUCCCAUCAUUGAGAAGUACUCCUUGUAAACCAGUUGAUGAGAGAAUUAUAAAUAAAACCAGUGAUGUUUUGUUGGAUGUUACACAGAGCCCUGGAGAUGACAGUGGAGUUGUGCUAGAGGAAGUCACAGGUCUUAAAUGUAGUUCUGAAUCUGCCAGAGAAGGAAAUGAUCAACUUAUCAAAGAAGAAAGACUGCUAAAGUUCAGCAUGGGAGCGAAAUGCAAUACUGAUACCUUUUAUUUUAUUUCUUCAACAACAAGAGUCAAUUUUACAGAGAUUGAUAAAAAUUCAAAAGAGCAAGACAACCAAUUCAAAGUAACUUAUGACAUGAUAGGAGGCUUAAGUAGUCAGCUGAAAGCAAUUCGAGAAAUGAUUGAAUUGCCCCUCAAACAGCCGGAACUUUUCAAGAGUUAUGGAAUUCCUGCCCCUAGAGGAGUGUUACUUUAUGGCCCUCCAGGCACUGGAAAGACAAUGAUCGCCAGGGCUGUGGCUAAUGAAGUUGGAGCCUAUGUUUCUGUAAUCAAUGGUCCUGAAAUUAUAAGCAAAUUCUAUGGUGAGACUGAAGCAAAGUUACGUCAGAUAUUUGCUGAAGCCACUCUACGGCACCCAUCAAUUAUUUUUAUUGAUGAGCUGGAUGCACUUUGUCCAAAAAGAGAGGGAGCUCAGAAUGAAGUGGAGAAAAGAGUUGUGGCUUCACUCUUAACACUAAUGGAUGGCAUUGGUUCGGAAGGAAGUGAAGGACAAGUGUUGGUCCUUGGGGCCACAAAUCGCCCUCACGCUUUGGAUUCUGCACUCCGAAGACCUGGGCGAUUUGAUAAAGAGAUUGAGAUUGGAGUUCCCAAUGCUCAGGACCGGCUAGAUAUUCUCCAGAAACUGCUUCGAAGGGUACCCCAUUUGCUCACUGAGGCUGAACUGCUGCAGCUGGCAAAUAGUGCUCAUGGAUAUGUUGGAGCUGACUUGAAAGUCUUGUGUAAUGAAGCAGGUCUCUGUGCCUUGCGGAGAAUCCUGAGAAAACAACCUAACCUCCCUGAUGACAAGGUAGCUGGACUGGUGAAGAUUACUCUGAAUGAUUUCUUGCAGGGAAUGAAUGAUAUCAGACCCAGUGCCAUGAGGGAAGUAGCAAUCGAUGUCCCAAAUGUAUCCUGGUCAGAUAUAGGAGGACUGGAAAAUAUCAAACUGAAGUUGAAACAGGCUGUGGAAUGGCCCUUAAAACAUCCAGAGUCUUUCAUUCGAAUGGGUAUUCAGCCACCUAAAGGAGUUCUUCUGUAUGGGCCACCUGGGUGUUCUAAAACAAUGAUAGCAAAGGCUUUGGCCAAUGAGAGUGGACUGAAUUUUCUAGCUAUAAAGGGGCCUGAAUUAAUGAAUAAAUAUGUUGGUGAAUCUGAAAGAGCAGUUAGAGAGACCUUCCGAAAAGCAAGAGCAGUGGCGCCUUCCAUUAUCUUCUUUGAUGAACUUGAUGCCUUAGCAGUUGAAAGGGGCAGCUCUUUAGGUGCUGGGAAUGUAGCUGAUCGUGUUUUGGCUCAGCUCUUAACAGAAAUGGAUGGGAUUGAACAGCUAAAGGAUGUGACCAUUUUGGCAGCUACUAAUCGCCCAGAUAGAAUAGACAAGGGUUGUCACGAGAAAACAAGUCCUGUUGGUCUCCUACCUCAUUUCCUCCCCAUAAGGAGAAUGAGGAAUGCCUCCUUAAUCUUAAAGGGCUGCCUAAGGUCACAGAUCUGUCUUCUGUAAGUGCCUCCUGCUGAUUUUAUGACAUAGGCUCUGCCUAGCAUGGGAGGAGUAAACUCUGGAUAACUGAUCUAAAAGGCCCAACGGCAGAUUGUUUUCAUUUUCUGGGUCAGAUGAUAAGAUGGGUUGGAAGCCUUGUGCCAGCAUCAUCUUUAUGUAGACUUUAAAAGAUAUAAACUUUACUAGGAGGUUAAACAAGAAAAUUGGAAGAGAAAAGUUAAUGCUCCCAUGCCCACUUACAUCAUCACAUUAUUUAUCUGUGUGUUUGUGAAAUAAUAGCUUUAAGUAUUCUAGAGUUUUGUAAGUAUUGCUCAUGGUGUCUUCCUCUUAUGCCUGCAGGGACUUACAAGAAAUAGGUUUAAUCCUGGACAGGUGUGCCCAGCUAGUGAUUAUCUGAUGUUUAACAGCAGUGGAGGCCCUUAACAAUGCCUGAUAGAGGUCCUUCUGUUUUUAGUUGUAAUUGAUCAUCAGGGGAUCUUUAAGUUUUCAGUAAGACUAAGUCUGGCUAAACAGGGGCUAUUUUUUUCUUUGUGGGAGAGGGCAACACCCUAUUUUCAUAAUUCUGUAAGGCCUUUUGAACCUAGCCUAAAUUCUAAGGGCAGGUGUGGCAUAGUGAAGCAUGUCCAGCCCCUCCCUAUUUCCCAUCAUGUUCUGAAUUAGUUUUUUUUAGGUUUAUAUGGGAUUUCCUUUGGCCAGGGAACUCAUAAGUCAAAAGACUUAUAACCAGUUAAACAUUUUAGGCAGAGGGGAAUGGAGGUGGCUUAAAACUCUUUUAAACAAUAUAGUAGUCAAAUAUUAAAAGCCAAAAAUAAGGCUAUAUAUCAAGAAAAACCAAGAGCAUAGAAUCAAGCUAUACUGGGGGAAAACAGUGCUCCCAUAGACCUCUAAGGCAAAACACUUUAGUAUCAGGCCAUAACAGCAGUCAGAACCAGAGGAGAAACAAGUCACGGGAGCUGA